This is a messenger RNA of Haemonchus placei, 816 nucleotides long. The record is from the annotation of a GenBank genome assembly. NCBI's taxonomy places the organism in Eukaryota, Metazoa, Nematoda, Chromadorea, Rhabditida, Trichostrongylidae.
AUGGUCGCAGGGGCUGAACUGGUGCUGGCCUCAUCCAAAGGCCAAUCGACGCCUUCUCGAAGACAUUUACUCAGUUCAACAUUUGUUAUGCUUAGUGUGCUGCCUUCAGGAGUAUUACUGUGCGACUCGUCCACUUGUGACAACCUAUUCGUAUCCAUUUCAAGUACCGUAGCGCUCGAAUGUUCAGAGUCAGCGCCACGAGGUGUGGUGGCGGUUGACGUGUUCGGCGUAGCCGUCCGUUGUCGGAUUUCUGUGAAUGCGGACGAGUUCGUCUGGGAACUGUGUGGUGUGAUCUCAUCGCUCGGAUCGCUGACGUGACUCGUAGAUGGCUGGCACUCAUCAUCCGGCAGAGGGGAGGGAGGUGUUGUUCUUGUCGCAUAUGGCCCACGAAUUGCAUCGAAAAUGCUGGCUUCAUGAGCAAGAUGUUCGAUGAGCUUGUUGACAGGCAGUUCUUCGAUUGCAUCGGCAUCGAACCGAGCCCGUAAGGAACUUGUCUGUAGUAGGCCUCGUCUGUUCCGUAGAGCGUGCCAUACCAAAAUCGGCUAUUCGAAGCAGGCAAUCACCGUUCACCAAAAGAUUUGACGGCUUCAAAUCACGAUGUACAAUACCAACUGAGUGCAGGUACUUGAGUCCUCGGAGUAGCUGAUAGAGGAAGUAUUGAAAGUGUUGUUCGACUAGUGCUUGACGACUGUGAAUAAUCUGAUGCAGAUCGGUUUCCAUUAAGUCCAUUACCAUGUAGAUAUCUCGGCCAUGAGUGCCUUCAGCGGUGAACAUAUCGAGUACGGCGAUGAUGUUUUCGUGUCGAAGUUCCCGUAG